Spinacia oleracea (spinach) is the source of this 1970-nucleotide messenger RNA. RefSeq lists its product as uncharacterized. Lineage: Eukaryota; Viridiplantae; Streptophyta; Magnoliopsida; Caryophyllales; Amaranthaceae. The coding region runs from base 120 to 1856 and encodes 578 amino acids. Gene Ontology annotation, cellular component: chloroplast. The transcript is spliced from 9 exons. Gene Ontology annotation, molecular function: protein binding. The record is from RefSeq and is a predicted model, not a curated record. Gene Ontology annotation, biological process: chloroplast organization.
CUCAAGGCCAACUGGUCAAGUCCUCAAUAGCCCAGCGGCGCAACAACCACUUGAAGACUUGACCUUCUAUCUCUUUCUCUCUCUCUGGCUUUGCUGAGUUGCUGCGCUUCACUGCUCCAAUGGCAGCUGCCCUUAUUCCUUCAUCCUCUUAUACUCGCAGGAUGAAUUAUGUAUGCUUCCAUCCCAAUUUGAAAUGUGUGGCAUGCUUUCCUGUCCAUUUCGAGCACCCGAAACGUGAGGUCAAGCUUUAUGCAGUGCCUCGUCUUACCGUUGUGAGUCUACACUCUUCUAAGGUGUGUUGUGAGAUUGGAUCACCAAGAAUGUAUAGUGGAAUUGAAUCGGGAAAUGGGCGUGGUUCUAUUGUUCCGCAUUUUCAAAGGCAUGUGUCUUACAAAAGGUCUGACACUAUGCUUGAUAGCUCAAGUCACUCCUUGAACACUGCAAAUGAUUUUGAGAAGCAUCUACAAGAGUUAUUUGACGAAGUCAAAACUUUAAUUUCAACAGGGAAGAGAAGUGAUGCCGCAGAUUUACUUCAAGCAAAUUAUCAAGCAGUGGAAGAGCAAUUGGAUGCAGGAUUUUCAGGCGUAGAAGAAGCUGCAAUUCUUGAUAUCAUUGCUUUAGGAUACAUAGCUCUUGGUGACUCGAAGAUGGUUGAAUCGUUGUUAGAUAUGAUGAGCAAGAUUGUUGAUAAUUUGAAUGAUGAUGAAAUGUUACUGGAUUCAGUACUUAUACACAUGGGAAGCAUGUAUUCAUCAUUGGGAAAAUCUGAGAAGUCGAUGCUUGUGUAUCACAGGGCUCUGAAAAUAUUGGAGAACUUACAUGGCAGCCAAAGUAUCUUUCUUGUCACGCCACUGUUGGGAAUGGCUAAACAUCUUGGUUCAGCUGGAAGAGCUGCAGAAGCUGUAGAAAUCUACCAAACUGUAAUUACUAUUGUGGAGUCAAGUCAUGGUGUUGGUAGCAUUGACCUUGUGUUACCUUUGUCUGGACUUGGCAAUCUCCUACUCAGUCAAGAGAAGCCUAAUGAAGCAGAAAUUCCUUUUACCAGGAUUUUGAAUCUGUAUUCAAGGUUACAUGGAGAAACUGAUGGAAGGGCUGGCAUGGCUCUUUGCUCCCUUGCCCAUGUGAAAUGUGCUCAAGGGAAUGCAGAUGAAGCCAUUCAGUUAUAUAGAAAAGCUCUUCAGGUCAUUAGGGAUUCAAAAUACAUUGCGUUGGAUGACAACAUGAUGGAGAAGAUGAGGCUAGAUUUAGCCGAAUUACUUCAUAUUGUCGGAAGAGGUAACGAAGGCAGAGAACUAUUGGAAGAGAGCUUGGUGAUCACGGAGAAGUUUAAAGGAAAAGAUCACCCUAGCUUGGCCACCCAAUUCAUAAAUCUUGCAACCUCCUAUUCUUUCUCAAAGAACUAUGUAGAAGCAGAGCGCUUACUCAGGAUAUCUUUGCGGGUCAUGAUGAAGUCCGCUGGCCCGGAUGAUCCAUCCAUCACCUUUCCUAUGCUGCAUCUUGCGGUUACCCUCUUCAACUUAAAACGGGACAAAGAAGCUGAAAGACUUGCCGUUGAAGUUUUGCGCAUCCGUGAGAAAGCAUUUGGAGAAGAAUCCCUUCCAGUUGGGGAGGCUCUAGACUGCCUAGUGUCAAUACAGACCAGAUCAGGAGAAGACGAUGGCGAGUUGCUGGAGCUCCUGAAGAGGGUGCUCAGAAUCCAAGAGAAAGAGUUUGGUUUUGAGAGUGAAGAAGUAAUGACAACCCUGAAGAAAAUUUUGUUUUACCUAGAUAAAUUAGGAAAGAAGCAAGAAAAGUUCCCUGUUCAGAGAAGACUGUCUGUUUUAAGGAACAAGUACAGGAAUAAAGUUCAAUAUUAGCUGCAACUUUCUCUUCCAUUAUUUUUUUGUAACCUGUUUCAUACUGUAUGUAGCUAAUUUUUAAAGAGAAUGUGAAGGCCGAAGCGUGUGAAUGUUUAAUUUAGCACAACGAAA